This is a messenger RNA of Limanda limanda (common dab), 4820 nucleotides long. RefSeq names its product glycoprotein integral membrane 1 (gene ginm1). The transcript is spliced from 8 exons. The coding region runs from base 88 to 1164 and encodes 358 amino acids. The record is from RefSeq and is a predicted model, not a curated record. NCBI's taxonomy places the organism in Eukaryota, Metazoa, Chordata, Actinopteri, Pleuronectiformes, Pleuronectidae.
CGUCACUCGCAUGCGCAUUUAAUGUAUGUUGCUGUGUGUUGUUGUUGUUGUAGCUAACGUUUAGCUGCUAAGUUGAGUGAACACACAAUGAAGAUGUCCGGAGCAGCCCUCUGCGUUGUGCUUCAGGUUUUUAUCUCAGUGGUGUCCACACAGUCGUCGCCCCGGCAGCUGAAUACGGAAACCAUCUUGAUUAACGUGACAGCAGGUACACUGGCGGACACACAGCUGCAGGAUUCCAACAACUUGCAGAUCAAUUUCAACAUAUCGGUGGGUGAAGAGCAGGUGUUGAUCAAUGACGUCCCAGUGGAGCUGUCAGGGGUCACCAGAUUCACCUGUCAGGCUCUUCUCUUGGACAGCAACAAUGGAAGCAGUGAGUUUGAAUCUGGGGACAUGGUGUCCACUGUCACCCGGGUGAUGGUGAACCAGAACCGGCUGUACAGCAGCUCAGAGGAGGUGGUGGCUAUACAGGUGUUCAGUGAAGUGAUAGAGAUGGAGGGCAAAGAGGUCCAGCAGCCUGAGAUGUGUGAGGUGAAGAUCCUGAUGAGCCCAGAUUACCAGAAGCUUGCUCAGUUUACCAAUAUUUACCCAAUUGGUCACAGCGAGAUCUUCAGGAUUCCCAGGGAAAAUGACAUGGUCGUCACUGAUCCACCAAAUCCUCAAAAAAAUGAAGAUCAGCUGAUCUCUCAGACCACCAGCCAGUACCCCCUGAAGCACACAGAGACCACCCAGGAAGAGACUGCAGCUCCUGGAAAGCUCCCAGAGACUCCUCUGCGUAUGGACCCCGACCUGCUGUAUGACGUCAGAUAUGAUGACAAAUUCGAUGACCAAGAGUCGAGCCAGCAAGAUCACAUUCAGAUGAAGACUCCACCCAAAGAGCUAAUAUCAUCUUAUUCUGCCAUGUGUCAGUGGAUGGAGCAAGUGAGGGAGCGUCUGAGGCGCUUUUGCUCCGAGUCCCUGCCUCUCUUCUUCCUGGUGAUGUGGGUGGUGGUGAUCGGCGUUGUCGGAUCAGCGGUCAUAGUUAAAAUCCUGGACAUGUUUUUCCCAACAUGUGAACACAAGCACAUUUUUCACAUGAACCCUGUCACUCUCAUGCCAGAGGAUGAGAAGCACAUACUGUUGGAGAGCAUAGAAACAGAAGCAGAGGGAGAAGAGAAGAAGCCUUGAAUAAGGAUUGACUUGGCCAUUCCCUUUACUUUCAAUUUGUUCUUGUUUAUUCUUUAACCUUUGCAACGUGUGUUACAUUUCAGCAUGGUUUUGUCCCUUGCUCAUAUUCAGAUUUGUAAACCAUCAGCUUUUCUCUUUAGUUACCCUCUAAACAACAUUAGCCACAGAACAGGGGGUGGUUUGAAUCUGUCAAAUUGACAAACUCACUCUGCUGGUUUAAUGCUGGUCCAGGUGAUUCCCUCAUAUUGAGUCACAUGGUCAAGUGGAACAGAAAGUGAGUGGGCUACAGUACUGGAUCAAGUUGAUACAAUGUCUUGUCAGCUUGCAAUAUGGUGAAUCUCACUGUGUUCCCAGCGGCUUUGCAUUCAGCCGAUUAUUUGCACAGAAAACUCUUUGCUGGUAUGAUUUGUCAGACAGAGUUUGUAAAAAGAUUAUAUUAAAACACAAUUUCAAUCUUUACAUUUAAUUAUCUCAGUCCCAAGUUACCUUUUAUUAGCAAUGACCAAACUACUAAUGCUUUUCCAACUUCCAAAUUAUUCCAGAACAAAUUGGCUUAUUCUACCAAAUUUUUAGUCAUUGUUCUAAAUUAGAAUGUCCAUUUAAUACCUGUUCUUUAUGAAGAUCAUGUGACGCGAUCCACAGCUUUGAGCUUUGAGCUCAGCUUUUAAAGAAAUAAUUAGACAUUUUGCAAAAUAUGCAAAAUUUCUAUUAUUCAGUUUGAGUUAGCUUAAACUCAGCUAGCCUAGUGCAUGUUAUCUAUUCUAUACGAAGAUGGAAGUAUACAACCAUUUUUUGUGGGUGGCUAUGCACUAAAUAAUUAUUAGGCUGGGAAUAGUGACUUUCUAGAGGUUUGUCUUCCCAUGAGGCUGCCAAGACCGUCACGUUUCCAGAAAGUAUUUUACAACAAAUUUCAUUUCGUUUAAUGUGCACACAAUCCACUGGUGGUCAGAGUUUAUUAUAGCUUUUAAUCAAAUUUCCCCACAUGGCGUAAUACAACUGCACUAAUGCUAUGUGUUUUGGGUAGAUAGUCAGAGAUGUUGCUUCACUCAUUUCUGGUGCCUCCGCAGCCUCACUUGUAUUGUUGCAUAAGGGACUUACCGAUAUGUCGUAAAUGUAGAGCAGGGAUGAGGAACCUCUAACCUCUGGGCUUAUACAGUUUGAUCGUGCCUGUGUGGCAAUUCAAAAAAUACUAAAAAGUAAGCGAGAAAUACAAAAUAUACUCAUGAUAGCGAUGAAUUUGUCUGUGUUAAAGGAAAAUAUCAUUAAAUAGUACUUACUUCAGGAUGGUUUCUCCUGGCUGUAUGUCUGUUAAGUCACAGUAACAACACACACAGAGCUGUUAGGGUUAGUUUCAUCACUGACAAGCGUCAUGGCAGAUAUCAAGAUAAUAAAAAGUAGAUGUGGAAUUUUUCAUUUCUGACAAAUUAUAAUGUUCUCAUUUUAAGAGAGUGCCCUCUGCUGGACCAUAGGCCAAACUAUUGUUUGUUGACAUAAUGUUUUUUGCUCAAACACUUUGCAGGUGGAGUAUUACAUUUUUUUUUUCAAGCAGUGAUCCAAGUCAGCAUUGAUUCUAGGAAUUCCGCAGUUACUUUGUUUAAAUGUAAACUAAAACAACAGAUCACAUCCUCAAAGUUUGAAUAUUAACUGUUGUGUGACAAUUAAGGAAUCUUGAUUCACUGAUACAGAUCGAAAGCUUCAUAGUUCCACUGUUUAGUCAAGGUUUUCUUUACAAGUAUCUUCUUUCUUACUGAACAGCUAGAGAACACAGGUCAGAACAGACACUGUUUUAGGAGAGUUGAUGUAAGUAGUGUAGGUUCAACAAAUGACCUUUAACAAACUGAGCAUUUUAGAGGCUGCAUCCAGUGAUUUAGAGUUUUUAUGUUCACUGAAAAGAGUUUCUAUAUGUAGCUGCUCUGUGCAUGUUUAUCUCACAUGUGUUUAAUCUUAAAUAGUACCCAAUUGCUGGGAAAAAAACAUCUGUAGAUCAGCAAAUGCACUACCGGGAGUUUAUUUGAAAUAUAUUUAUUUUAUAUCCUGUCAUCCUUUAAUUGAAAACAAGAUGAAUACUUAAAACAAUAAUGUUUGAGUAUGUUGUUUCUGAUGAAGUAAGAUAAUACCUCAUCACACUGUAAUUUGUGAUUGUGUCCCUCUCACACCACUUUCAUACUGGAUCUGAUUGUCACUUCUGAGAAGAACACAUCCUUUUGAUGUCUAUUACCCAAUCAUGAGGUUCACAGUGCCUCAGUGCCUGUUUGAGGGAUUCUAUUUGAUUUUACUUUGGUUGACUCAUGUUACUAACCAAGGAGAAUGUAAGUGAAUUUGUUGUUAUAGUCUAUGCACUCUAAAUGUAUUAUUGACUGAUGUAAAAUAUGGAUGUGUUUGCACAAGAAAAGAAAUCAAAGUGGAAAAUAUAACAGUGAUUGAGCAAAAGCAUAAAUGAAAUUCUUUGAGGUAAAUUAUUUUGAUGUUUGUGGCUCCUACUACGAGUUUGGUUUGAUUUAUGUUUAUUGGGUGAGUCGUUUAGGAGGUAUUACAUCUUUUGAUUUAUAGCAGCCACAUUUUUAGUUGUUCAGUGGCGUUGUCUCUUAAAUUGUGUUUUUCUGGAAGCACUGACACGUCAUUCCAAGUUAUUGAGCCAUUUGUCUUGUUUGUGGUGCCUCCCAGCUCAUGGCAUUUGAGCUGCAGCAUAAGGCAUUGGAUAAGAACAAGAAUGGCACUCAGCAGAGUGUAUACUUCUGCUAAGGAUGGAAAAUCCUACACAUGAUUGACUAGUAGCCAAAGAAGAAGGAAGUGCUCUCAUAACCUUGACAAUGUAUUUGUGAGAAAACAUAGUUAAAGUGAAAACAUCCUGGAUCUGCCCCUUACUCUGCAUGUGCACCAAAAUGUAAUGGUUCUUCACAGGCCCAGCCACCAUCCCUCCACCUUUUUUGGUUGUAAUCGAUUUAGAAUUUUCGGGUAAAUAAAACCAGCACCCGACACAGGGGGAAACAACUCCUUGAUAGUGGUAACAAACUGGCAAAAACUGAAUGAAGGCUCGACACCUUUGUUGUCAGAAUCCUGAUUAUUGCAAAGAGGGUUGGUUACUUAGUUUUGAAUUUGGGAAUGAAAGCUUGAGUACAAACUGCAUUAAUUUUCCUUUAGUUUGUUUUUGUGGUAAAACUCAUCGAUGAAAAGUCAGAUUGACUGAGAUGAUAAAGCUCCUAUUAGAGCCUAGACUGGGGUCCAGGCAGGUGAAUCUGAGUUUCAUUACUUCAAAACUCACCAAAAGUCCACUGGGUUUUAGUUUUUCCAGAACCUUUGUCAUGCUUGAAGAAAGCAGCACUCAUAAAACAUCAGCUUGUGUAUCAGCCACAGGACACAUCUCUGCCCAGGGUUCUGUUCAGCCGCAGGAUGCAUGAUGUGCUGCAUUAAGGUGCAUGUGUAGCUAGUGAAUGCAGUUUGCUGUUCUGUCAAUGCGCUAUACAUUAAAACUAGGAAACUGCAUGAUGACUCACAAACCCAACCUGUUUCUUUCAAGUGUAUGCCUGGAAUUCCAAAAUGACACACUCCAAACAAUUAGGUGCUGUAGAUGACAGCUACAUCUACAGUAAGGCGAACAAUGAGUCAGGCAUGGAUUCAGAUGUGUUGAAGAAUAAAACUAAUGUGUUUUGAUUUGA